UCUCGCCUUCUUUAACCUUCUUUGUUUUAUAAAUCGUAUUGGAUUGGAAUGCUGUUUCCCACUUGUACAUUUGCUAGCUUUACACAGUAUACCGGAAAGGCCUGGCUCGGAGUUCGGGUAGAAUGUAAACUAUGAUGUACUUAUGGAAUACACACCAUGAUGACCAAGUUUUGCCAGUCCGUCGCAAGCGACAGUCGGAUGCUCUGUGGAAUUUGGCUGCGGACUACCUGGAGUACAACUACUCCGAUUAUGACUAUCCCGGGGGGUGGGAUUACGGCAGGGAGGAAGACCAGACUCACUUUUUCUACCCCGGGGACGUCGGUGAGUUACGGAAGCCCUGGGUGAAAGAGCCUCAUGUCAUCCCCGUGGUCACCGUCUACACUCUAACCUUUAUCUUCGGCAUCUGUGGUAACACACUUGUGAUAUUUUCCCUUUUGAAAUUUCACCGGAGUCGCUCUAUAACGACGCCUUUUUUGACAAGCCUUGCAGUUGCCGAUCUGCUCUUUUUGCUCGUUUGCGUGCCGUACGAAACGACACGUUACUUCAUAGGUCACUGGGCACUCGGUAGGGCGUUCUGUAAAAUAUCAGGGUUUGUGGAAAUGUUAACUGCUGUGGCGUCAAUUCUGAAUCUUACAGCCGUCAGCGUUGAAAGAUAUCUUAUGCUGGUUCACCCACUGAAGUCUCGACCACCUUGGACGAACGUGCUUAUAAAACGUGUUCUUAUUGUCGUGUGGAUUCUCUCCUUUGGGAUCUCUUCGCCUGUCCUUUAUGUAAUGACAACCGAAAAUACAACGUAUUUUAACAACCAAUCGUCGGUAGUGAUAGUAUUUUGUGCGGACGUGGGCAUUCCGGAUGACCAUCGCCUGGUAUUCGCAGUCUAUCAGCUGGUCGUUAUGUUUGCGGCCCCACUCCUAGUUAUGGCGUGCUGCUAUUCCAGGGUUAUCCACGCUCUCUGGAUCAGCACAAAAGACCUCCGGAAUCUUACAGAAAAAAAAGUUAGUAUAACUUUGUGUUUUAACUGA
Molecule: messenger RNA, 1022 nt
Organism: Liolophura sinensis
Lineage: Eukaryota; Metazoa; Mollusca; Polyplacophora; Chitonida; Chitonidae
Product: QRFP-like peptide receptor
Exons: 3
Coding region: 132-1022 (296 amino acids)
Biological process (GO): G protein-coupled receptor signaling pathway
Cellular component (GO): plasma membrane
Molecular function (GO): G protein-coupled receptor activity
Source: RefSeq, a predicted model, not a curated record